Messenger RNA from Babjeviella inositovora NRRL Y-12698, 423 nucleotides. RefSeq names its product Ctf8p (gene CTF8). The transcript has a single exon. The record is from RefSeq and is a predicted model, not a curated record. Bases 1 to 423 code for a protein of 140 amino acids. Gene Ontology annotation, biological process: mitotic sister chromatid cohesion. NCBI's taxonomy places the organism in Eukaryota, Fungi, Ascomycota, Pichiomycetes, Serinales. Gene Ontology annotation, cellular component: Ctf18 RFC-like complex.
AUGCCAACGAUUGAAAUCGAAUACAGCCAAGCUACCCAAAGGCUUCAAAGCGCCGACUCCUCGGGGCCAGCAAUCAUCUCCACCCCUUCCGGCUUGGCUAUCCUCGAGAUCCAGGGCGAGCUCACGCUUCCCAGUGACGUUCCUCUGGACGAAGCCGAGAAGGCAAAGUAUUCCCUUGACAGCGAUGGUAUGGAUAUUGUCAAGUUUGGUAAACUUGAAUUGGAUGGAAAAAAUGCCACCUUAUUCAUUGGGCAAUCCCAACGGUUGGUUGGCUCCUUAAUCAAACUUGACAAGCCGCUCGGAGUCAUGAGAUUCCCAGAAACUACCGAGACUGGAAACGUACCUGAGAAUUAUGCUGUUAAAUUUAUGGAUGUUAUUACUCAAAAAGUUAUCUUCAAGCAAAGACCGUUGCCGAUUAUGUAA